Messenger RNA from Motacilla alba alba, 2940 nucleotides. RefSeq lists its product as uncharacterized. The record is from RefSeq and is a predicted model, not a curated record. The transcript is spliced from 9 exons. Lineage: Eukaryota; Metazoa; Chordata; Aves; Passeriformes; Motacillidae. Bases 2099 to 2692 code for a protein of 197 amino acids.
CCUUGGGAGCACACCUGGCAGCUGUAAUACCCCAAGUGGGAGACCCCCACGGCGGGCAGCAGCAGCUGCGGGGGACCCCUGCGGACCCCCCACCACCUGCCCAUCCCAGUAGAACACGUGCAGGAGGGGGGCUCGGGGCCGCAGGGGGCUGGGGAUGCUGAGGCAGCUGAGAGUCAGGGGGGACCCCUCGGUGGGCUUGAGGGGACCCUCCAGCACCGGCACUGAGAAGAGCUCUGGGAAGGAGAGGGGAGUUGAAGACUGUGACUCUGAGUCUGCUGGGAAGUGGCUUUUUGGGUGUCAGGAGAUCGGAGUUCAAGCCAUGGGGGUGCUCACUGUGCACUGUCACUGUCACUGCUGCUGACCUUGACAGAAAUGACCCCACCCAGCCCACGCAGUGGUAGCCACCACUGUGCUCAUCUGCAGAGGGGACAGGUACAGCUCGGUUGCAUUGAAGGGCCCCAUCAGUUUAUUCUCGUCCCAGUAAAAUCGCACCUUCAUGAACUUGCAGUUCUGCCAGUUCAGCUGCGCAGUGUCACCGUGUUCCCCUCCAGCACCGCCCCUGCUGGCACCUGCAGCACCAGCUGGUCUGUGGGACAGGAGGGUCCCAUCUCACCCAGGGGGUCGAGACAGGUGUGAGAGCUGCCAGCCAGGGGAGCGGUGGCCACAGCAGCGAGUGACAGCCAGUCCACAUGGCUGGGGACACCGGGAUGGCCGGGAAGGUGGCGCUGCUCCUGUGGGCCCAGACCCUCGGCCUCGCUGGUGCCCAGACCACCCAGCUCCUUGUGGAUCCUCCCUGGAGGCCAGCAGUGCUGUGGGACCGGGUGACACUGACCUGCCAGGGCUUGGGGACCACCGGUGCCACCACCUGGUACAGGGACGGGCAGCGCUGGGGGCAGGAGGUACGCGACUGACUCACUGUCGCAGAGAGUGGCACCUACCAGUGCAACAGACUCGGCACCAGGCUCAGUCCCCCCAUGAGAGUCUCAGACGGAAUAUUGGUGCUCUCUCAGAUGCGUGCUGCAAGGGACAAAAUGAGCAAUUGCUGCAUUUCCUGACUGGUUCCCUCUCAGCUGCCCCUGCAGGGAGUGUUCCCAGCCAGCCCUGCUCUGAAAACCAUCCAAGGCCCUCGCAGAGCCACUGCUUGGGCUCCCUCUGGGGUUUUGUGCUUCUUGCAGGGCUGAGCAAACCACAGGCAGACCUCUUUCCCCCACAGAAUUCUCACCUCUGCAGCAGCUCCACAGACCAAGAGUCCCUCAGAAUCUGUCUUGUGUGACCCCCAGGUUGCCGGCACCUUGUGGGGGCUGUGCUUGGCAAUGGGUCACCCCAAAAUAUGAGGCACCCAGGGAAGGAUCUGAGACCCACAGGCUCACCGUGCCACUGCCCAUCCCUGGGACCUCCAUUCCCCUGGAAAUAAAAUCAUGGAAACCCCAUUCCUUAUGUCCUGCCUUGCCUGAGACCUCCAUACCAGUACUGACAUUCCCCAGGAUCUCCAUGGCCCAGGACCCCAUUCCCAAGGAACACUCUGCCGUUCUUUCUAUCCCCUGAAAUCUCCCUUCCACCAGGACCUUGACUGUCCCAGGACCCCAUUCCCAAGGAACUCUCUCCCGUUCCUUCCAUCCCCUGAAAUCUUUCUUUCCCCCAGGACCUUGAUUGUCCCAGGACCCCCAUUCCCAUGCGAUCCCACAUUCCCCCAGCAUCCCCAUCCCAUGACCCCAAAUCCCUGGGACCUACGUUCCACUGGGACUCUCAUCCCUGAGUCCCCCCAGCCCUGGGGACCCCCAUUCCCAGUUGCUCUUGCACCUCAGGACUCCCAUUCUCAUGGACCCCAUCCCUGUGACCCCCCCCAUUCCCCUGGACACCCAUCCCUGGCUCCCCAAACCCCAAGCCCCCAACUCCUGGGAACACCAUGUCCCACCCAGCCUUGUCCCCAUCCUGUCCCCACCCUGCCCACUGCCUAUUCCCAGCUUGUGGCCACCCUGCCCCCACCAGGUGCCACCUACGCAUGAGGAUGAGACCUGACCUCGCUUCCUUCCCCUUUGGCCAAAGAGCCGCCACCGAGGGGAGAGCCACCCCCAGCAGCGAGUAACAGCCAGUCCACAUGGCUGGGGACACGGAUAUGGCUGAGAAGGUGGCGCUGCUCCUGUGGGGUGCCCGGACCACCCAGCUCCUUGUGGAGCCCCCCUGGAGGCCGGCGGUGCUGUGGGACUGGGUGACACUGACCUGCCAGGUCUCAGAGACUGCCGGUGCCACCACCUGGUACAGGAACGGGCAGCGAUGGGGGCCAGAGGGAUGCGAUCACUUCACUGUCACUGAGAGGAACACCUACGCAUGUGACAGACCCAGCAGUGGGCGCAGCCCUCCCGUGACAGUCUCAGAUGUUCCCGUGGCUGAUGCCAUCAUCACCCUGGAGGUGACACUACAGGACACAGGGACACACAGGAAUACAUGUGGGGUCACACAGAGCCACCAGGGGUGUUCAGGACCACCAGGGUUCAGGGUGACCCCGGUGUGUCCCCCUGUUUCCCCAGAAGUGGCUGUGAAUGUCAGCAGGGCCCUCCUCUUCCUGCUCCUGCUCCUAGCUGUCAUCGGGGGCUGUCAUUGGUGGCACCACUGGAGCGGCCUUCAGGAAGCCCCAGGACAGGGCCCCCACAGGUGUCCCCUGGCCCUGCCCCACCUCAGGAUCCACAAGUGACCAACGCGGAGCUGUCGGGACCCUACAAGGGAAAGCGGGACCCCCGUGACUACGAGAAUGUGCUGUGACACUGGGGAGCACUGGGGACACUGGGGGGCAUCGAUUCCCCUCCAAGGUCCCUUCUUCUUCUUCACAGCUGCCCACAGGGCUCCUCAUUACCCCUCCCAGUGCCAGGGGGGGCACACCACCCUUUUCCCUCUUAUUGUACCCAAAAUGAUGCUUUUUGAUUAAAGUGUGUGAGAAACAAG